GAAAUAAGAGCGAAAAAUCUAAUUACUACAAAACGUAGUGCAAAUGUAAGCGAGGAGGAAAGUAGUGCAGUCACUGUAAAGAGUUCCAAGAUGGUGACUAGCUGUUAUUAAGUCGAUGCUGAUCCAGCCUAAACGGAUAAUUUCCUUCGUUGCGAGUUUGAUAAUGGCUCACAGUAAAUGGUUACUGAAUUACAUGAUUAACCAACAUCAAGCAGUCACCUCUGGAUUAUUUUAAACAAGGAACUUUGGAAAUCAAAAAUUAUGGGCAAUUGGCAAUUGGCAACGGAAACUUUGGUUGCCAAAGGAGGCUCCACAAAAAUAUUGGAUUAUUUAAAGAAAUGUUUAAUUGAUAUCCUAUGAAACAAUAAGUAACUGAUAUUUGAAUAAAAUUAUAAAAUUAAGAUGGAUGAACGUAGAGUUGCCGAUUAUUUUGUGGUAGCUGGACUACCUGAAACACCUUUACCACUGGAAGAAUCCACAAAUGAAACCAUUAUUAAACCAACACAUAAACAAGAUCCAAUCACCGACAUAUGUGUCAUCAAUAAAUCCUUAGCUGAAAAAGAACCGAAGGGUUAUGUUUGUCUUGAGCGAACGCAAACUGGCUUUCUUGCAGACCUUAACCAUGGUAGCAUCCGUUGUUCAGAAAUGUACAUUUGUUACCGAAGAGGCAGGGAGAAGCCACCAUUAACAGAUAUUGGAGUUUUAUAUGAAGGGAAGGAGAAACUGAUGUCAGGUUGUGAAAUUGUUCAUACGACUGCACAUGGUCAUUCAGCCAAUGUUAAUAAUAGCAAUAGUAGCCGUAUUUAUAUCACAUACCGAAGAGCUUCUGAUAUGGCUUCCAGUGAUACUUUAGCUGUUGUUGAUAUUUGUAUCAUACUUACCAAUAAGAAUGAAAGUGCUCCCCAUGCCUAUUGCCAAAUAAAUAAGAACUUGAACAAAGGAAUGAUGGGCUCAGAUGUUUAUCUGUGUUACAAGAAGGCUAUGACUAAAACAGAUGUUCUUGCAUAUAAACCUGCUAUUCUAGGCCGAUUUCCUGAAGCAGAUUAUGACAAUUAUCCACUUCCUGAAUCAGUACCCCUCUUCUGUUUGCCAAUGGGAGCAACAAUUGAAUGUUGGCCCGCUAAGGCUCAGCAUCCUCUUCCAGUAUUUUCAACAUUCAUUCUGACAACAUGUGGUGGAGAAAAAGCAUAUGGAGCAGCAGUGUCAUUUUAUGAAGAAUUCCCCGAAGAAAAGUUAACAGAUUUUCAGCUACGGCAUUUGGGUCUGAAGAACAAACAUAUCCGCGAGCAGUAUCGCAUUCCGAAGACGGUGCAUUCAAACAAAUGUAUUUGUCUUCUUUCACGUUGGCCUUUCUUUGAUGCUUUCAAGAAAUUCCUAUCCUAUCUAUAUAGGAUAUCAAUAACAGGCCCUUAUAAUGUUCCAAUCGAGAGGCAUAUUUCUCAUUUCAUGUUUGAUGUUCCUUAUCCAUCUCCACAAAGGCCAAGAAUUCUUGUACAGUUAAACCAUGAAGCCCUCUCUCUAUCAAUGCCAGAAGACUCACCUUUACCUCAAAGUGGAGCCUCAUUUAUUACACUGCUAAAAGACCUCGGUCCUGAGAAUUGUAUGACCAUUCUAUUGCAUGUUCUCCUUGAGCAAAAGAUCCUCAUCCACUCUCUACGUCCAGCAGUCUUGACAGGAGUGGCAGAAGCAGUGACCACGAUGAUAUUUCCUCUUCACUGGCAAUGUCCUUAUAUACCUCUGUGUCCACUCGGAUUGUCCGGAGUAUUAAGUGCCCCUUGUCCAUUUAUUGUUGCAAUACUUUUGCUGCAGUUUUCCAAAGAGAAUUCAAAAAAGCCUGCUCGAGUUCUUCAGGAUACACUCCACAAAAUAUUUAACCAGUUGUCAGCGCAUACAUCCACAACACCAACACCAGAUGAAGUCACUCUUGAACUGGCACCAAUUGAUUAUGAUUUCAAGGUUAAACAAAAAGAAACAAUGAUAGAACUUCAAAUACAAGAGGCCUUUUUACGUUUUAUGGCUUGCUUGAUGAAAGGCUACAAGAAUUUUCUGCAACCAAUAAUGUGGGAGCCUACAGCCAGCACUACGAAAGCCGCUUCGUUGUUUGAUAUGCAAGGAUUUUUGAAGAGUCGUGACAAAGCAUACUUGAAGUUCUUCUCCUUGCUAAUUAAAACACAAACUUUCAUCCGAUUUAUUGAGGAACGUUCCUUUGUAUCUGAUAAGGAUGUCAGCUUAGCUUUUUUUGAUGAAUGUACUGAAAAGGUGGAAGACACAAAGGAUGAGCCACAACUCAUAGACUUUGAUGACAGUCAUAAAAGUGAAAGAACUGUGUUUAUUUUGCCACCUGAGCCAUCUGGACUGCCAGAAGGGGCCACAUACAGUUACAAUGGUUUUCCAGAAUUGAAGCCAGAGUUGUUUCUGUUAAAGAAAUCUAGCACUUCGUCUUUAGCUGGUAAACAGUCUGCCUGUCCAAACAGUCCGAUUGCAAAACGUACCAAGCAAGAAGUGCGCAUGGCACAGAAGAUUGCCCAGCAGCAAGUUGGAUCUCCUGAUUUAUGGGCGAAAUGUCUACUUGGACAUUGUUAUUGUUUGUGGUUUAUUCAUUUACCUGCAUUUGUGAAGCUCAGCCAGUCAAAGCCGAGAGCCCUUAGACUAGCUUACGACAUCUUGCAAAAGAUGAAUACAGUAAAAGAUAUCCGUCCUGAUGAAGUUUGUUAUCGAGUAGUAUUGCAGCUGUGUGGUCAGUAUAACGAGCCCACUCUUGCUGUUAUGGUACUUUGUGAGAUGAAGCGUGUAGGUGUCCAGCCAAAUGCCAUUACUUAUGGAUAUUACAACAAGGCUGUCCUUGAGAGCAAAUGGCCGAGUGAUACCAAGAAUGGUUUACUGCUAUGGAAGAAAUUGCGUAAUGUGAUUACAGCUAUUGCACAGUUGCGAAAGGGUUUGUUGCACCAACGAAGUAGCACAGCUUACUGCUAUAACUCUGAAAGUGAUUUCGACCAAGUCAGCCACACCAGCAAUGACAGCUGCAUAGAUGAAGCUGCAGUCAGUAGCACUGAUGCUAACAGUGGUGGCACCACGGGUAAUAGAAUUAUUGCCAAAACAGAUCUUGGUUCUGAUAUGGUUGUGACUUGUUCUAAUAAAGUAGCUAAUGAAGAAAGAAUGAGUACAGGGGGAGCAUCAGAUAGAGGUUAUAGCUCUAUGACUCAAGAAGAUGCCAAGACCCUAUACGGAGCCCUUUCCUCAGCAGAACAGGCUCGGCAGCAGCAGCAUAACACUAAUAAUUCCAGUAAGACAAAAGAUUCCAAACACUCUCGCUCCAGUAUAUGCUGGAAGAUCAGAAGUAAAAGCACUACUGAAGAAUUAUCAGCACUAGCAAAUUCCAACAGCUCUGAUAGUUCCCAUUCCAAUAAUAACUUCAUUGGCUCUCAGUUCCGAACUCGUGUUGGCAGCAUUAUGAGAAGAUCAGCUAAAAAUAUCACCAGUACUGAAAGUCUUGAAACAUUGAAAACAAACCUCUUUGGUAGUUCUGCUGGUGUACUGAUGGUCAGUGAUUCUAUUUUGAAGAAUAACAACUUCAAUUACAACUUGCAUGAUCUAGAAAUGGAAGCAAAACGUAAGAGACACAAGAGUGCCGGAGACCACCAUUUAAAAACGCGUUCCAACAGCAUGUUCUCGAAUUGGAGACCAUCUUGGAGUAGUGCAAACGCUUUCUCAAUGCGUUUCUCUGACCUUACUAAGAAAGAGAAAGUUAGCGAGUCCAUUGAACAGAAAACAGUAGAGGCUUGUCUCCUUGCAAACCCUAGUAUUGAAGACAGUGGAAUCAUUUCAGAUGAGGCCAAUCAGAAUGAGACUGUGCAACAGUUACCUAGUGAAAAGGAACCAAGUGAAGAAGCUACUCCUACUGAUGAAACUGAUAGUAAAUCCACUACUAAAAGCCCCACUAAGAGUUCAAUACCUUUGUCUUCUUCAUUUAGUGCUCCCAUAACAGAAAACGAUCCUUUGGGUUUAUUUGAUAGCAAUGAAAGUGAAAUGAAUAACAAUUCUUCUCCCGUCUCCCCUACAAAGCCCUCUAGUUCAUUUUCUAAAAAAUCUCUUGUACAAAAGGUAAGUCCUGAAAGGACAUUGUUUGAUAUUCGGACUAGUAGUUUGUGCAGCACAUUGCAUGAAGAGGGGAUGGAUGAUGAAGAUUUAGUGAACAUAAGGUAUGACACAGGUAAUCGCAAACUUGGCGAUCUGGGACGGACUAGUAGCUCCCCUGACUGUCUUGCCGAUUCAGUCAAAGCUAAUUUUAAUCAUCAAACACCUCAAAAGAAAUCAAAGAUUUCUUCUACUUUGUCGUUGGACGAAGCCGGAAAAGUAGAUCGCUCACAGGACACUAAGUUACGACGAACUAAUAGUCUUCGCCGGCGUAAUGAAAUGUUGAGUGGUGUAUUGAAGUCUGCGUCUCUUGUAUUGAACAAACUGAAUGAGCUGAAACAAUCCAUCACCCAGCCUGGUCAUUCUGGAUCUAAUCUCUCCCUGACUCCUUCUGAAGACAGAGAUAGCGGCACUGGUGACGAAGAUAAUCAUGACGGCCUCUCUGGACUUAAGCAAAGAAUGUCAGGGAGUUUAGAUUUUCUCAGUCGAACUGAUAACUGCCUUAAUGAAGCUUUGACUGAAAACAGACGACAGUCUUCUCAUGAUUCAAUUUCCUCUCCGACAUUUACCGGGCAAGAUAUUCCUAUGAUGGAAUUCUCCGAUUCUUCAACUAAAAGCACAUCCACAGAUAGUUACCUUAGUUAUGGCUUAUUUGAUUUCUUUGAGAAAAUGGGAGAAAUUGCUAUUGAAGUGGAGAUGACCAGUUGCUGCCGUUGUCCACAUUGUCUCUGUCUGCUCUAUGACGAAGAGAUUAUGGCUGGUUGGUCUGCUGAUGAUUCAAAUCUAAACACAAGUUGUACUUUUUGUGCCAAAAAGCUUGUCCCACGCAUACAGAUAUUCAUCAAGGAUGCAAGGAAACCUUCAAGGAAGGAGACUUCCCCAGUCAAGGAUCAAGACAAGCCAUCGUCUGUAUUUGGUUCUCCUGGUAAAGAUAAAAGCAAUGCAGUUACAACAGAAUCGAGUGAGAAAAGCAAAACCUCCUCGAAUCCACCAUCGCAGAGGACUAGUAUCUCCUCAACGUUUAGUUGUGAUAAAGGUAACAAUGAAGAAACAACUUCCGAAGAAGGUACACAGAAUUCAGUGCAGUCGGAAAGUCAGGAGUGUGUGAACGAAAGCAGUCCUGAAUGUGAAACCAUCUCCAGUGAGGCGUCAAAUGAACAGAGUUCCACUGACGUGACGACAGAUUCACACAACAACAACAACAACAACAAACAUGUCAAGUCAAACCGUUACCGUAGUACGAGUGAGUGCCUUACAGCAUUGACAACAUCUACUGCUGUGUACAGUUCAUUAUAUGAUAAGGGUCCAGACCUGAAGUCCCCUACAUUGUGUCUAAGUACAGCCACCACAAAGACGACGGGGCAGCAAGAAUUAAGGAAUUCCUCGUUACCCUCUGAAAUUAAGAGAGAUUUUAUAUCUGGCAAAUCUAUUAUCUUGGAACCUAUCACUUUUCCCUAUCUGAGUCCACUCGUAUUACGCAAAGAGCUGGAGAAUGUUGUUGAAAGUGACGGAGAUUUAUGUCUAUUAGAAUCUAAUUUUGUUGAUGAACAUCCAAUCAUAUUUUGGAACUUGGUUUGGUACUUCAGACGCAUAGCUGUUCCUUGUCAUCUUGCAGGACUUGUCUUAAAGUCAAAAAUGCUUAAAUCACUUGAGUUGGAUGAACCUGUUAAUAAUGGCAUGAAACUGACCAGUAGAAAUGUCAGUGUUCAUACCAUGUGGGACAAUGUGAAGAUGAACGAUGACAUGGGCUUGCCUAUGUACAUGGCAUGGAGAGCAGGUCGUGCAUCUGCCAUUGUUGAUGCUCUUGUGACAGAUUCUCAGAUAUACUCAAGACCGUUGAUGCAACAAAUUAUAAGCAACAUCCAUGUUGUCAAUGAUAUGCUCACUCCAAUCAAGCUGUUAGCAGAUGCUCGACGGAGAAAGUCUCGAAAAGGUUACAGGCGAAGCUUCUACCGAGAAAUAUUGUUUUUAGCAUUUGUGGCUUGUGGGAAAAACGUUGUUGAUUUGGAGGGAUUUGAUCGUGCAUACAGAGCUGCAUUCAGCAAAUUAUCGAAGGCAGAGAUUAACAGAUUGCAACUAGAUGAUGCACCCCUCCCUCUUGCAGUAAGAUACUGUCGUGCUGUCUUUGAAGAAUUAGAGGUAUAAGCAGCCCUGUGUCGAGUGCCUGGCUCAUCCUACCGACUGACAAAGAACAAUCCAGCAGUACUGGUCGGCUUUUUCUAGAAUGCCCAUUCACCAUUCUAAAAUAGACACUAUGUUCCCACAUGAAUUUCAUGGAGAGAAACCAAACUUUAAUUGCGAGAUCACUGUGUAUUUGUAAAUGUCAACGUUUACCAAAUGUCUUACAGAAUCAAUGGAAUCACAUUGUUACCAGUUUAAUGUUCAUACUAAAUAAAUAUAAAACAAAAAGCCCAAGAACCAUGGAUAAUUUAAAUCUGACUUGAGUACAUCCUACAAAAAAAAAAAAAAUCUUAAUCCCAUUCUCUCUCCCUCCCCACUCAACACACACUCUCACUUGUCUCGUCAAUAACACUCUUAUUUUGAGAGUUUUCAUCUAGCAGUGAAAAAUAAUGAUGAUGAUGAUGAUAUCAGUUCUGAUCAUUCUUGCUAUCACAUGUGUAAAAAAAACGGGGUUUCAUAGUGUUACUGUUUUUGCUUUUUUUCUUUUCUGUUUGUUUUCCCCAUGCAGGUCAUCUUGUCUCUAAUAGCUUAAUAGCCUCAUCCCCCCCACCACCACCACACACACCAUCCAACUAGUAAUUAAUGAAUUUGGAUGUAUUAACUGGUCAAUUAUUUUGGCAGUGUUGCAACUGUUAGCCACAUCCAUAAACUGUUGUUGUAACUCACUAGGUUAAUAUUAUUUUGAAUUGACUUUUCCUGCAAAAGGGACAAGCAGAAGUUGUCUGGAGAAACGUCUGGUCUCUGUUGUCUCCUGUUUGUCAGGAUUGUGAAUUAUGGUCAAAAUAAUGGAAAAGAGGGAAAGUCAAUUUAUUUUUGCCUCAAAAAUCCAUUUCCUGGUGAUGAUAAACACUUCUAUGUGGGGUAAACAUUUAAAGAUCCUGGUAUACAUUUGAUUGGGUUUAUUUUCUUUUUGUUUCUCCCACCCCAAAACAUGGUGAUUGAAAUUGUGCUUAUUUCUUUCUUUUUCAUUCCACUAUUUUAAUAGCGUUUCUCUUAGCCCAAUGAAAACAAAGAUUAUCUCCCCUCUUCAUGAUUUAAUUUUUCCAUUUUAGCCAUUUAACAAUUCUUAAAAGUAAUCUAAUCAUUGGGCUUGCUUUUUAAUUGGGUUUAUUUAUUUAUUGGGUGAUGGGGAUGUUUGCUUCUCCCUACUCGGUUUUUUAAAUGUUAUUGCCAAAUAAUGAACAGCCAACACCGGCAAAGAAAAGACAAAAUGAUUUUGUCUGUCAUAAAAAGUUAUAAUAUAUUCCAACAGCCCUAAUGCUUGCAAAAAUAUUCCCAUUUAAAGAAAAAAAAAAAGGAGAAAGAUAAAGGUUUUAGUAGUUAUUUUUGUAUUUGAAUAUGUAUUCUAUUCAUUUUUAUGGUUACUCUUCCAUGAAUAUAUUGUUUAGGCAUUGUUUUAUAGUCGGAUGUUCUUCCUGUUGCUAACCCUUACUUGUUUUCCAAAUAAGGAAUUUCUUAUUUCACAUGUUUCCAAUAGCAUAAAGUGAGUGGACGAUUUGUUGACAGGUAAAAUGACAACAACAUUGCUUGUAGCUCGUGUAUGAAACUUAUUUAAAUAACUGAUAUGAGAUACAUUAUACAGCGAUAUGAUUAGUUAAAUGGCUCGUAUGAUAUAUAAGUUAUAUGAAAUGUGCAAUAUAACAGUGAUGUUAUUGGUUUAGAUACAUCUGUCAACACUGUUACUUCUGAAAAGGGUUGUGUGACAUAGAAGUAUGGACUAUAUGGUACCACAUUAUCAUUAAAUAAAUAGGUCAUCUGCAAUUAAACCCAACCAGUAAAAGAGCAUUAAAUUAAUUAUAUUGUGUUAUAUGAACUUCUAUAGCAAAUGUCUUAAAAUUUGUGAUGUAAAUUUGACACUAGUCAGAAAUAGCCAUUAUAGGUCACUUUAUAUGUUUACUGUUAUGAUUGGAGGCUAUUAGAUUUAGUAGUAACUAUAUAGAAUUACAAUACCUGUCUACAUGCUUUCAGGUUAUGAAAAGAACAUGCUCAAUUGGGUCAUGUUCAGGUGGUGACAGGUGGGAGUUUAAAUUUUGUGACUUCUUUAUUGUUUAUCUUUGAUGCCACUGUGGUUCCACCAUGACCACCACCACCUCCUGGCAUAUACUUUCUUGUAUGAUUCAUGUUUGUUUACACUGGGAGUUGGUUGAAUUAACUUAAUGAAAUGAAGUAUGUGGGGCAGCUACACCUAAUGUAUUCAAAAUCAUAAGCUUGAUAGUGGUGACAUUGGGCAGAAAAGCUAGACUGGCUGUACUGGUUUAAAUUCCACAAAAUAAAAAAGUUUCAAACUUUAUGAGAAGAUAGAGAAGGCAGUUCUAGAAGCAUUUAUGUAAACAAUCUCUGUGCCCGCUUAGACUGUGUUGUUUGUUUAUUCUCAGAACUACUUCUGUUACAGGUAUCUAUUUCCUUGCCAAAUUAACAUAUAUUAUAUAUAUACACACACACAAGCACACCUGUAUAAUAUUUGAACCCAACACUGCAAGCUAAUAAAAUAUUUGUCAACAAUUACAGAGUGAUAAAUAGCAGAAAUAGAUGAGUGCCAAACGAAGUUUUUUGCUUUAACAUUCUGAGUUCUAAUAGUUAGAGCUGACAGCUAAACUAAUCCUUUCUGCUUUGGUGUGUUGGGCGAGCAAGGAAUGUCACUCAUUCUUAAGGUUGAUAUUUCACAACUAAUUAAAUUGUUAUGAUUUCACCAAUGAACACCUCUUUCAUAUGUCUUAAAUUUAGAGCAAGUCAUUUUUUUUUUUUUUAGCCAGGGUAGAAUUUGAACUCUGCUGCUCAUGCUGACACACCUAUCAAUUGUUCAGUGUUCCCACUGCUAUUUCUUUACAGUUUGUUUGAUUUGGUAGGAAAUGCAAUAUCAGUGAUUGAGGGGGAAAUAAGCUGGUGAUAAUUUUUUUUUUUAGUGAGGAUGGCUGCAAUAAAUAGGUGAGGUAUUAUGAAUAAUUUAAUUAUAAAUUGAAAAUUUAUAAAAUUACAAAAUACUUCAGAGUCCUCAGUUCUUAAAUUAUAAAAUUUAUAAAAGCCAAAAAGAAAAAUUUGCUUUUAACUAUUUGAGAGAAAAUGUCAUUUGAAAAGGAAGACAUAACAUUUGACCCAUUUGAGAAUGUGACAUGGAGCAAGGGUGAAGCUCCCCCUCCCCAUCUCUCUCUAUGUCGAUAUUCCAGAUUCAGUCCCUGGCUGUAGCUAGUUUCACUCAACUCCAUUGUUCUUGAGGCAGGCAUUUGUGCCACAGCUUCCUCUUCCCUUCAUUUCUCUUGCUUCCUUUGAAUAGACUCUAUUUACCUCCACUCACCUCCUGCCAUAAAUAUCCCCGCCAAAAAAAGAUAAGACAAUUUACUAUUUAUCACAAUAAUGUUUGGUACAAAGAAUAUCUUAGAAUGUAGUAAAUCAUGGUUUUCUAAGAAUUUAUGAUGAAUGUUUGGUUCCUUUAAACAUUUUUUUCUUUAAUUUUCAUCUCAGAUAUUUCAAUACAAAAAGCUACGUUCUGCAAUUCUAUUUAUUACUUCUAAAAACAUCUCCCUGCAAAUAAUCCAACUGCCAAUUUACAUUUAACAAGGUUAUUUAUUUGAAUUUGAGUAUAUUUUAUUUAAACUAGGUUUAUGUUUUUUUUUUUCCUUUAAUUUUAUUCCUCCUGUAAUUUUUGAUUAGUAAUAAGGGAGGGAUUAGUUUGGGUUAAUCCUUCCUCUUUUAUGGACACAGUUACUGGUGUCAGCUGACCAGUUGGCCAUGCUGUUGUUGUUGUUAUUAGUUCCUUUCAAUCUCUGCAUGAGCAGGAUCAGUAAACACAGAAGGUAACCAGCUGAAUAGAUCAGAGCUUAACUCUACAAUGUUACUUUAGUCAUCUAGUCUUUAGUGUAAAGAAUCCGGAUAUGUCAGAACUGAAAACAAAAAUAUUGUGGUCCUUAUUUUAAUGCUAUGAGUUUGGGAGUUUAAAUUGGGCUGUUAUAUUGCGUAGGUUGAGUGACUAUAUGGAAACUCCCUAUUGUUGGCUCAUUAAGUUGUUCUUUUCAUUUAUCAUUACUGUGACAAGCCAUUUGGUGCAGGAGUUGGCAAAUAUAAAACUCACUUCUAAGGUUUUACUGAGGGUUUUCCCUUGGGAAUGGCUAAAGUGCCAAAUUAUCCAAUUCCUCUAUCCCUUUACCCUUGAGAAUGGCCAAAGUGCCAAAUUAUCAGAUUCCUUUAUCCUCUUUAAACUAAAGGACUAACUGAAGAUAUAACAACAAUUAUCAAUAUUAGGGUAGCAAACUGGCAGAAUUGUUAGAGCAUUGGACAAAAUGCCUUGUAUUUCCUCUAGCUCUUUACAUUCUGAGUUCAAAUCCUACCGAGGUCAACUUUGCCUUUUAUCCUUUUGGGAAUCGAUAAAAUUAUCAGUUGAGUACCAUGCUUGCUGUUAUCGACUGAUAACUCUUCUUUUAAUGUCAAGGGCCAUCUGCUGAAAUCAGAAGCCAUUACUAUUGUUGUUGUUUCAAGUUAGUCUUCUUUGAAUAUAGCAACGUAUCAGUGAAAUACUGCAGGUUAAUUUUUAACUGACUCUAUUCCCUGCCCCCAAAUUUGAGGCCUUGUGCCUGUCUUAGAAAUCAAUCAUUAUUAUUAUUAUUGUGAAUGUAAGGAAUUGCAGGAUUGGUAGAACACAGUAACCAAACAUAGUACUGUUGAGAGUAUGAAGUUGCAUCCUGAGUUCAAAUCCAGCCGCCGGAGUUAACUUUGCCAUUCAUCCGUUUGGGGAUCAGUAUCAUAAAAUACCAACCAGAAAUAUUUUAAUAAUUGGUUUGGUCAACUGCGAAGUCUCUCAAAAAGAAAACUGAAAAAAAUUUUUAUGUGACGCGUCAUGCGUAAAGGUUGAAAACCAUCAUCAUCAUCAUCAUUCUUGUUAUUAUUAUCACCACUACCACCACUACCACCACCAUUACCACCUUGUGUAACAUUCAGUUGUUGAUCAUCUGUGAUAGCAGCACAAUUGGACAAUUGGCAAGCUGUAUUCUAAUCCCUAUAUUAUCUCUCAUCCAAACUCCUUUCUUUCUCCAGAAUCUUAUUUCAACUUUUUUUUUUCUCAAAUCUGGAAGAAGAAAAAAAAAACAAAAGCAUAAAUCUUUCUGGUUAUUGUACAUUUGGGGGGUUUUUUGUCUUUGUGUUUUUUUCCCUCCCCCCCCCUAUUCAUCAUCCAGAGAAAUUGUUUUUGACUCUUUGACUGAUUUGUAUUUUGUGUUAUAUACAUACAUCAACUCACACAAAUAUACAUAGAUGCAUAUCUAUACACACACACACACACACACACACACACAUAUAUAUGUAUGUAUGUAUAUAUAAUGCUGAAAUAAAUUUCUUAGGACAGUAAGAAAUAUUCAAUGUGAAAAUGAAUUUAUAAUGAAUAUAACAAAACUCAUUCAGAGUGUUGAUAUUUUAAAUAUCUGAUAUAGUUUUAUCCUAUUUAGUACACUAAAAUUAAGAACUUUUGUUAAUUAAAUCUAAAUGCUUAUAGUCAUUAAUCACAUUGCCUAUGCCCAUCACUGAUGUGUUUCUCGUGUCUGUGUUCUGGGGGAGCUGGGUGUGUAUGCUUCAUCAGAAGCUGUCUGCAGAUUGCUGGUCAAACUGAUUAAAUAGUUUGAAGUCUAUAUAAAAGAGAACAGGAAUGAAACGUGUAUUAUUCAGUCUCUGUCAAAAACUCAUUGAAUAUAUUUCAAGCCAUAAUUCGGUUUGUCCAGCUGUCUGCAGGCAGCCUCUGAUGAAGACGUGUGUUUCUUUGGCUUUGGUGGUUUAUAAAUAUUAGAAACACACGUGAUGGGUAGAGGUAAUUUGAUUCCUUACGACAAGCAGUUUGAUCUGGUUCACUAAAGUCCUAUUUUAGCAUACUAAAUAGAUUGAUACAUCAGAUGUCACACAUAUACAGAUACAGUGGGUAUACACACUGUAUAAUACUCAUAACAUUUUUCUUAAUUAUCAGCUUUAAAUGUCUCAGCUGUUUUGUAAUUCUUUUUUUUUUUUUUCUGGAAACUUACAACAUUUUUAUUUAUUAUCAUCGAUAUUGAUAAUGAUGAUAAUUGUUUCAACUUACAUUUACCAUUCCAUCCUACAAAUAUUUUUUGUUGGUUUUUUUUUUUCUUUUUUUUUUUGAGUGAAUUUGUUUUAUUUUAUUCCAUUCUUUUUGUUCUCUGUCUAAAAGAAUGUUUCAGAUACUAUAUUAAAACACGACUAUACACACAAAAAACACAUUCAAAUACACACACACACAAAAACGCACACAUGUGGUGUGUGCAAUUUAACCAUGUUACAAUUAAAAAGAAAAUUAAGAAAACAAAGGCUUUUUCCUUUUUGUUAGUAUUAGAUGUUGUUCGUUCGUUUGUUGUCUUUUUAAAGAUUUUUGACUAAUAUGUACACCUGUAUAUAUCUAGUUUGUAUACUAAUUUUAUGCUACGUUGACAGUGAAUACCUUAUUUUGUUUAUGUCCCUUGCCCUUUCCCUCCAUCUCCUUUUACAUUGCACACAAAAUCCAUAAACACUCAAACAAGCGGUUCUGAAUUAUUUACUUGAAAUCCGUUUUUCAAGCUGACAGGAAAGAAAGAAAAACAAAAAAAAAACAGUACAAAUAAAUGUAAAAGUAAACUAAAAUAACUGACAAACUCUGAGAAUCCAGAAGCAAAAUCUGGUCUAUUACUACUACUACUACUUCUACUACUACUACUACUACUACUAUUACAACUACAAUUAUUGGAUUAUUGAUAACAAGCACCUCAACGUUGUUACUGAUUCUUCUUGAGAUCAUAUAAAGCUAUUUUACCAUCAA
This is a messenger RNA of Octopus bimaculoides (California two-spot octopus), 13096 nucleotides long. Its product is annotated as C-myc promoter-binding protein. Gene Ontology annotation, biological process: regulation of Rab protein signal transduction. Gene Ontology annotation, molecular function: protein binding. The record is from RefSeq and is a predicted model, not a curated record. Gene Ontology annotation, cellular component: cytoplasmic vesicle. Lineage: Eukaryota; Metazoa; Mollusca; Cephalopoda; Octopoda; Octopodidae.